GAUUGUAUUAGUCGGAUGUCACUUGUCAAGGUCAAGCCGACUGCUAUAAACAAAAAUACACAUUUUUAAUAACAAUAUUAACAAAAAUUUCAUAGAAAUGGCCCACUCGGGAGUUGUCCCUGGUGGGAAACGCAAAGAAAUUUACAAAUACGUCGCCCCAUGGCCCUUAUACAGUAUGAACUGGUCUGUUAGACCGGAUAAAAGAUUCCGACUUGCUCUUGGAAGUUUUGUUGAAGAAUAUAAUAAUAAAGUUCAAAUUGUUUCAUUGGAUGAAGACAACAGUGAAUUUUCAUCAAAGAGUACUUUUGACCAUCCAUAUCCAACAACUAAAAUUAUGUGGAUACCUGAUAGCAAAGGAAUUUUUCCCGAUUUACUAGCGACGAGUGGUGACUACUUAAGAAUAUGGAGGGCAGGUGAACCUGACACAAGACUUGAAUGUGUUUUAAACAAUAACAAAAAUUCAGAUUUUUGUGCACCUUUAACUAGUUUCGAUUGGAAUGAAGUAGAUCCCAAUUUGGUUGGUACUUCAUCUAUUGACACAACAUGCACCAUUUGGGGAUUGGAGACUGGGCAGGUAAUGGGUCGAGUUAACUUAGUCUCAGGCCAUGUUAAGACUCAGCUCAUUGCUCAUGAUAAAGAAGUUUAUGAUAUUGCAUUUUCUCGGGCAGGAGGAGGAAGAGACAUGUUUGCAUCUGUUGGAGCAGAUGGAUCAGUCAGAAUGUUUGAUUUACGACACUUAGAGCACUCUACAAUUAUUUAUGAAGAUCAUACACAUACACCACUGUUAAGGCUGGCUUGGAAUAAACAAGAUCCAAACUAUUUAGCAACAAUAGCUAUGGACGCUUGUGAAGUUAUCAUACUGGAUGUAAGAGUGCCAUGCACUCCAGUAGCCCGACUUAACAAUCAUCGUGCAUGUGUAAAUGGCAUAGCUUGGGCUCCUCACUCCAGUUGUCAUAUAUGCACAGCUGGAGACGAUCAUCAAGCUCUUAUAUGGGAUAUUCAGCAAAUGCCCAGAGCUAUCGAAGACCCAAUUUUAGCAUAUACAGCAGCAGAAGGUGAAGUUAAUCAAAUUCAAUGGGGAGCAACACAACCUGAUUGGAUUGCAAUUUGUUAUAAUAAGAGUUUGGAAAUAUUAAGGGUGUAACUUGUGACAAUGUGCUUAGAGAGAUUGCUGUUGAUUGUAUUAUGGAAGUUAAAGUGCUGUUGACAAUCUAAGUGAGUUGAACUACAUUCAACUGCAGAUUUUUAUCAACUUGUGGUACAUUUGUAUUCAACAAAACAAAACUCAUUUAAUAUUUAGAUACCAGUAUUUGGUGCUUAAUUGAGAAAAUAUAUGAACAUUAUGGUAACCUAUACUGUCAAGGUUGCACUUAAUACAAAUGUAAUUUAUACCAUUAGCUAAAGAAUCUUUUGAAUAUCAGAAAUGUAGAUUCUGUCCAAUCUUCUCCUUUUUUUUUGUUUAUUAAUUUUUGAUGGUGGGUUGGAAACCCAUAACACAUAUCAAAUUCAAAAAACACAUUCAUCCAUAAGCACCUACUCCAUAUUUAGAGUACUUCUUGAAAAAAUCAACUGGAUAUUUCUAUUAACCAUUUUAAUUUUUAAGUAUGAUAAACUCCUGAAUUCUCUUUUGAAUACAGAUCUUUUCAUCUUUUAGUUUUAUUUUAGAAGAAUAUUAUAAAGUUUUAUAUAAAUUUUUGUACACAGCAGGCCUUAUAGAUCCAUGGCUUGAAGUCUCUCUACUGCUUAUCUCAAACUCCUUUUGUUCACGGCUGCAUUGCGCCAGUUCGCUAUCCCUAACUUCUGUAAGUCUUCCUUACAUGCAUCUAUCCACCAUUCUGGCUAUAUGUCCCCACCAACGUAGUCUUUUUUCCUUACCAUAUAACUGAUCUCUACAUGAAGAUAUAACCUUUUAAUCUCUGCACUCGUUCUCUUUCUCCAAUCAUCUUGAACACUCCUCUCUCCCAUGCAUUUGGCCUGUUUACCUCUUUUUUAUUCAUGACCCAACAUUCACUACCAUAUAUCACCUUAGAUUGUAAAUUCUGAGCUUCGCUACCCUUGAGAUAUCUUUGGACCUUAAUAGGAUUCCUAGAUCACCAGCUGAUUUAUUGCCUUUGCCAAUCUUUGGUCGAUUUCUUUAAUUUCGUCUCCUUCACUUGUUACCAUCACUCCCAGGUAUUCAAACUCUUGUACUCUAUCAAACCGGAAUAUUGAAUCAUAUGCCUGUUUGAAGUCGAUAAAUAAUAGCUUCAAAUUCAGUACUGGCUCAUAGCUAUAAUUUUGUAUUGUUUUUUACACAAAAUUCAUAUAUCCACACUAAAAAUUAGUUAAAUUAUUAAUAAGGCACAAGACAGGUUUGGUAGUGUAGUUUAAUUGGUUACAUUUAAGAUUGUAGCAGCAUUUUGAAUUAUAAUAUAUGAUAUUUUGUCUAUAAUUAAGCUCGAUCUGAUGUUCCACAAACAUUGCUACAAAAAUAGUUAAAAUGGGCCAAAUUACUGUAACCAUAUAAGAAAAUAGUGUGGAAUUUGUCAUUGAAAGCACUUAUUCAAUCAUCUUAACAGAAGAUUAAAAGUUUUAAAUAUGUUAAUAUGGUCUAAACUAACUGUUUCAACAUUUGCAGCUCAAAUGGACUAUUUAUCAAAUCGUAUUCGACUCAACACCAGAAUAAUAGAAAUUUGAUGUCUUUAGCUUACAACUGAAGCUGACCAAGUCAAAAAUUAGGUAUUUGGAGUUAAUAUGACCAAAUCUUGCAUCUACCCCACGUUGUCACAAUAAUCUUGGCCAUAAUGACCAUGUCAAGAAGACCACGUUCGCAAUAUAUGACCAAAUCUGCUUGACAUAGAAAGAGUCAAAGUUAUGUAUCAGUGAUAACCUAUUGUAGAAUGUUUUGGGAAGAGUACAACAUGGCACGGUACGAAGAAAGAUCACUGCGCCACGUGCAAUCAGUUCAAAGAUGAAGCCAUUACCAAUAAAGUCUUCAAGCAGCAUGAAAGGGAUGAAGCAAAUGCUGAAAAAAUACUGAUAAAGUAUCGUGGCUAAAAAUUGAAGUUAUGCGUUAUCAAAAAAUGAAACCUGGCUGUAUCCCCUUCAAAUACAACUAUACCGACUGAUUCUCUAUGAAUUUCCGGCAGAGACAGACAUUUCAUUAAAUAAUCUACCAUUGUAAACCAGUCUGUUGUGAAAACAUCAAAUUUGUAUAAAUCAAUCCCAUUUGAUACUAAAAAGGUACCCAAAUCAUCUAAGUGCGAAAGUGAUUCAGAGAUGAAUUCUUAGUUUAGUUUUGUGUCAGAGUAAGUUAAUAAAGUUUGAUUUUGACUACCAAGUCAAGUGUGCCUAUCUUUUUACAUAGGAGAAGGUGACAAAGUUAUAUUUUUUCGGAAAGUGAAAAUAAUUACGCCUCCUAAGUAGAUUCAUUACAAAUCACUGUUUUAUAUAUUUAUAAAAAAUGCACUUGCGAAAUAGUAGUCUCUGAUUUUAUAGUUGUGUCUAAACUUCAAUUCCAAUUUAUGCAAAAUGUUUUACUUGGUCUCUUUUGGUUGUAAGCUCACAAUAUGAAAAUUUUAAUGUGAUUAUUUCAUUAUUUUCAAGAUCUUUUAGACUGGAAUUUCAAAUAAAAUAAAUUAUUUACAUGU
Diorhabda sublineata is the source of this 3629-nucleotide messenger RNA. RefSeq names its product DDB1- and CUL4-associated factor 7 (gene wap). Gene Ontology annotation, molecular function: protein binding. The coding region runs from base 98 to 1144 and encodes 348 amino acids. The transcript is spliced from 5 exons. NCBI's taxonomy places the organism in Eukaryota, Metazoa, Arthropoda, Insecta, Coleoptera, Chrysomelidae. Gene Ontology annotation, cellular component: nucleus. The record is from RefSeq and is a predicted model, not a curated record.